AUGCGAUUGGUUUUAAUAGUCAGUUCCCUUUUCUUUUCAUCUUUCUGUUUUGAUUGUACUCAACCAAAGGACAGUGGAACCGCAUGUAACGAAAGCCCUGCGGCAAGAUCUUUCUAUUUUGACUCCAGAACCAAAGUAUGCCAACCAUUCCUAUACUCUGGAUGUGGAGGAAAUGACAAUCGUUUCGCAACUUCCAAAGAAUGUCGCGACUCCUGUCAAAACAAGAAACAAACUACAACUACACCGUCCCCAAAUACGAUUUCAGAUGAAUCUGACAAUGGAUCAUCACCUAACUCCCCUCCAUUUGUUCCACAGGGAACAUCUCAUGACCAGUGGAGGAAGGCAGAGAUUUGUGGAUCAAAUUAUUUGAUUCCAAAUGGAAAGUAUAUUACUUGUUCUCCAAAUACACCCUGCCCAAAAUUCCAUUCGUGUGUUAAUGGUGCCUGCUGUCCAUCUAAAGAUUAUGUCUGUUCGUUAAGAGAUGACAACGGAAGUUUCAUGGAUGGAGUAGAAGAUCGUCCAAGAUUCUCAUGGAAUAAUGAUGUUCGUAGUUGCACGAGAUGGAGUUAUUAUGGAGCAAACGGAAACUAUAACAACUUCCCGAACUUCCAAUCUUGUAUGAGAUAUUGUCAGGAUUCAAAAAAAAUUGACUUAUAA
Messenger RNA from Caenorhabditis remanei, 657 nucleotides. RefSeq lists its product as uncharacterized. The transcript has 2 exons. The record is from RefSeq and is a predicted model, not a curated record. Bases 1 to 657 code for a protein of 218 amino acids. Gene Ontology annotation, molecular function: serine-type endopeptidase inhibitor activity. NCBI's taxonomy places the organism in Eukaryota, Metazoa, Nematoda, Chromadorea, Rhabditida, Rhabditidae.